Caenorhabditis auriculariae is the source of this 1794-nucleotide messenger RNA. The record is from the annotation of a GenBank genome assembly. Lineage: Eukaryota; Metazoa; Nematoda; Chromadorea; Rhabditida; Rhabditidae.
AUGCCUCAAAGGCAUCCAUACGAUAGGUACGACGACGACCGACCACACGUCUAUUCUCCUGUACCAAGAAAAUGUGAGAGCAAGCUUCGUUUUUAAUUUUUCUACAAAAUUAUCGUUUUUAGAUGUUGCUCAGAGUAUUCCAGCGUCUACCGUCGACACCUACACUUACACUUCCGCUACACAAAGGUAAACUAUGAGUUGUUCAGAAACAGUUCAGAAGGAAUUCUCUAAGAUUCUGAACUUAUCUACUAGCAAAACUUUCUAGUGGCUGAGAAAGAACAUUACAAACAAUAAUAAAAGCUCAAGAUCUGUUAAAUUAGGUUUUUUUCGAAAAAAAUAGGAAUUUGUGAAUUUUCAGACUUAUAGGAUCUUUUUCUUGUUCUAUCAAUGAGCGCUAUAACUAAAUUACAAAAAAAUUCCCAUCAAAAAAACAAAAUCGCCACUGUUUUCAAAUUAUUUGUACUGAAGUAACCGCUGUUCAUCCACUAAACAAGACAGGCUUUUUGCUUUUAAAUUUUUUUUUCAAACUCUAUAGAGAGAGAACAUUUUUCUUUUUUCAGUACUGUAGAAACGACAAAAGGAGAUCGAGGAUGUAUGCAAUGGAUGAAGUAUGGAAUAUUCACAGCAAACAUUGUCUUUUUGGUGAGACUUUCUUUUUUCCUGCUUUUUCCUAUAAUUUUUUUAGGUCGUUGGUGGUCUGCUACUUGCCAUGGGAGUUUGGCUUCGAACUGACAGCCGAUUCAGAAAUUUCAUUAGUGAAAGGUUGAAUUUUGAUUAGGAAAUCUAUUGCUUGAACUUUUUUCAGGUACCGACAAGCCGUAGAAGAAGCUUUCUGGGAGGCGCCAACAUUAUUCGCUUUCUCAUAUAUUAUCAUUGUCCUCGGUGCAUGUAUGAUUGUAGUCGCUAUGUUUGGUUAGCUUGAAAAAAAAACUUGACAGCAUGAACUCUUUUUUCAGGAUGUUGCGGAGUCGCAGGAAGAUCGAGACUGUUUUUAAUCAUUUAUGCAAUGGCUGUUUUCGUUCUUCUUGUCGCUAGUCUCAGCUGUGGGAUUUACCUGCUUUACAAGAAAGAUGGAGUUAGCACUCCUCGAAUUAUGAAAACCGUAUAUGAACUUUUCAGCUUGAUGUGGAGCUUUCUGAUGCGUUGAACUACAUGGUUCAACAUUAUUAUCAAGGACCUAGCAUAGUCCAGGAGUCUUUAGACAAAUUGCAGACCACUUUCAGAUGUUGUGGUAACAUUUUUUUCUGUUUUUCAUAUACAUAAUGCAUGAGAUAUAAAGGUAAAGCUUCUUUUUAGGAAACGCUGGUUGUUCUGAUUUUCGAAUAUUCCGGCAAGACAUCCCUCGUUCUUGUGAUAUUCGCUGUGACGGCUGUCACUAUAGGUUUGAAUUAUUGUUUGAAUUAUUUUAAUGCAGAAGUUUAGGAUACGAGGGUGAGUUUAUCAGUUAGAGAGAGAGUUUAUCAAUUGAAGAAUCAUGACUUUCCUUUACAUAAGCCAUUUUGCAGAAUAAUGGUAGCUCUUCGAAUCGGCUUCUCGGUCACUUUGAUAGUUUUUUUCGCGGUGAUUCUGUGUCAGAUUUUAGCAAUCUCAUUCGCUUUGUAUUUUGUUUUCAUUAGAAGACAAGAAGUCAGGGUGGUGAGUGAUUUUCCCCGAUCAUUUGAAUCAAAAUGUUUGUCUCAGAUCUACGUCCAGCCACCAAGGCUGCGUGAGCCCAAGUUAACACGAGACACCUUGAGAGAGCAUAAUCUUCCCUACGGACUUCGAAAAUCUUCAAGAAAACCUAACUACUUUUGA